AUGACCAACUUUGAAAUAGGCAUAGGGAUAGAUUUGGGCUCAUCUGCUGUUAGAGUUGGGAUCUAUGACACGAAGACAGAUGGAUUACUUCGAGUUAUCUCCCGCAAGGUUUCCUAUACGAACUGGGGUUCAGGCAAAGUCACUCAAAGCUCCGAAGAGAUCAUGAGCGCGAUUGGUCAUUGCUUUAAAACCCUCAAAGUUGAUAUACGACAUGUAAAAUCGUGUGGUGUAGCAGCGACGUGUUCUAUGGCAGUAUUUGAGCGACAUCACGGUCAAGGACUUUUACCUAUUGACGUCUAUGGCUACUGCACUAGCACACCUCACAAUGUAGUCUUUUGGAUGGAUAACUUUGCAAGAGAAGAGUGUAAUGCCUUAAAUAAACAGGACAUUCAAGAAAAGCAUUUUAUGGGUGGUUCAUUUAUUCCAGAGAUGGCAAUUCCCAAACUCAUGAACAUUGCUGCUCGAUAUUCAGAUAAUCUAGAAAUCAAUCUCGAGGUGUUCGACCUGCACACAUACAUUGCAUAUGCUAUAGCAACUAGUUUUUCCUGGGAUGCCAGAGCACUUGUCAAUGUUAGCACAACUAAUGGAAUUGGGCAUGAUGGAGAGCUUCGCGGAUGGAAACCGUCUUUUUAUUCUGAAGUUGUCUGUCUUCCCAAUAACAUUUUUAUUGGACCCCUAUCGAUUCCGGAGCCUGCAUAUCCCACUAAAGUUGUUAGUUGCAUUGAUUGCUACUCAGGCUGGUUCUCUAUAUUUCCAUCAUCCCCCGAGUAUUCUUUAUUCAUUGCGGCAGGAACUUCAACUUGCUAUUUAUAUGCAACUAAAAACUCCACAAAAUGCAUCCCAGGGGUUUGGGGGCCUUUUACAGAUAUUAUCGAUGACACCAAUCAUUCCAGUUGGCAAAUUUAUGAAGCAGGGCAAUCAGCUACAGGCCUACUAAUUGAACAUUUAUUUCAAAGUCAUCCAGCGGCAAUUGCAUUUGGAGGUUCUAGAGCAGAGAUUUUUGAGAAGAUUGAACGAAUUAUCAUGGAAGAAGAAGAGAAAAGUGGGAAGUCAAUCCACUUCCAGGCAAAGCAUAAGUUUAUGUAUGGCGAGCUUCAAGGGAAUAGAACACCUUACUGCAAUCCGUCUAUGAGUGGGGUGUUUAUAGGGGAAACCACUGAUAGAUCGUUUUUCGAUUUGACUUUAAAAUACAUCAGUGCAUUAGAAUUUCUUGCCUUUCAAACGAAGCAAAUUAUAGACAGCUUUGAAAACAAUAUUAAAGAAUUGAGAGUCGUAGGAAGUCAAGCUGAUAACGCCAGACUUCUUUCGUUGAUUUCGCUUGUUAAUAAUCAAAUGCCAAUAAAAGUACCCUUAGAAAAUGCCUCUCUAAUGGGAGUAAGAGGUGCUUAUCUCAUGGGAAAAGCUAAGGCAGAGGGGAAGCCGAUAUUCGAGGUUAUUGAAUGCCGGGAUAGGCUUUCAAAGAUAGUCAAAGAUGCUACGGUCAUAAAGAUUGAUGAUGAAAAAUCCUUGAAGAAACUUUUAAAUGUGAAGUACGAGAUUUUCCUUGAUAUGGCGAAGGUACAGCAAAAGUACAUCUCCAUGGUGAAUACUUUAAAUUAUUAA
This is a messenger RNA of Lachancea fermentati, 1602 nucleotides long. The record is from the annotation of a GenBank genome assembly. Lineage: Eukaryota; Fungi; Ascomycota; Saccharomycetes; Saccharomycetales; Saccharomycetaceae.